This is a messenger RNA of Saccharomyces mikatae IFO 1815, 348 nucleotides long. It is a transcript of the gene MRP2, whose product is annotated as mitochondrial 37S ribosomal protein uS14m. The transcript has a single exon. Lineage: Eukaryota; Fungi; Ascomycota; Saccharomycetes; Saccharomycetales; Saccharomycetaceae. Gene Ontology annotation, cellular component: mitochondrial small ribosomal subunit; ribosome. Gene Ontology annotation, biological process: translation. The record is from RefSeq and is a predicted model, not a curated record. Gene Ontology annotation, molecular function: structural constituent of ribosome. Bases 1 to 348 code for a protein of 115 amino acids.
AUGGGUAACUUCAGAUUCCCCAUAAAGACUAAAUUGCCCCCUGGGUUCAUCAAUGCUCGUAUACUUAGGGACAACUUCAAAAGACAACAAUUCAAAGAGAAUGAAAUCCUUGUUAAAUCAUUAAAAUUUAUCGCUAGAAAUUUGAAUCUUCCAGCAAAAUUGAGACUAGAAGCCCAGUUGAAGCUUAACACGCUGCCCAACUACAUGAGAUCCACGCAAAUCAAGAAUAGGUGUGUAGACUCUGGUCACGCAAGGUUUGUUCUAAGUGAUUUCAGAUUGUGUAGAUAUCAGUUUAGAGAGAAUGCCCUGAAGGGUAAUUUGCCAGGUGUUAAGAAGGGUAUUUGGUAG